This is a messenger RNA of Labrus mixtus (cuckoo wrasse), 7282 nucleotides long. RefSeq names its product bromo adjacent homology domain containing 1 (gene bahd1). NCBI's taxonomy places the organism in Eukaryota, Metazoa, Chordata, Actinopteri, Labriformes, Labridae. The record is from RefSeq and is a predicted model, not a curated record. The transcript has 7 exons. Bases 633 to 3206 code for a protein of 857 amino acids. Gene Ontology annotation, molecular function: chromatin binding.
CCUGCCAGGGUUAAUACAAGUGUCAAAAGGAGCAGGGCUUACAGACAUUAACUAGGUGAAAGCCAUCUGUCCGCCGCAGCGGGGGCUGCUGGGGGACGGUGACAUGUGGACGGCGCGUCCGUGGCCCUUUAAGAAACUCCAUGUUUUCGCUACAUGAUGCGUCAACAUAAAAAAGCGGAUGAUGCUGUUAUGUAAAAACACGCUGGAGUGGAGCUGUAGUUUGCAGGAGCUCGCUGAUUGCUUAGCACGGCCCACUUCGUCUCUUUGAAGCAGGAUUGGGAGUUUACAGUCUUUUUUGGAUUGUGUGGUGUUUGUUUUUUUUACGCGUCGCGCGUGGAGCAGCGCAGUUUGGAGUUUAAAAAAAUAAGGCUUCAAUAUGAAUCGUCCUCCGCUCCGUUUUCCUCCUUCACUUGCGGGAAGCUUACACCUGACGCAUCAUUAUCUCGCCCUGUGGAAGUGAUCUCGCCUCUGAAAAGGUCCAAGUGGAGUUAUAUGACAGUCUAACAAAGCGAAGAGCGUAUGGACUCAGCUGAUGAUCCAUGAUGAUGCUCACCGAAGGGUCUCUUUGAGCAUCGGCCGACCAUUGUCGUACCCUGUGGAUGUAAAGAAGGUGUUGGACCGAAGCUGAGACUAUGGUGAAAGCUCAGCCGAGCCAGCCUGUCAAAUGCAGGAAACCCAAGAAAGCGGAGGGAGGCAAGGAGAAGAGAGUUGGCGCUAAAAAAGGGAAAGAGAGAAAGAAGGAGUUGAAAGAAAGAAAGAAGAAGAAAGACAAGAAAGAGUGUCAUCGACAUAAGAGGAAGACACUGGCGCUGGGUAACGGAGAUGCACUGGACUGUUGCGUCUUGCUCACUCGCUUGGAGGAGAAAGGAGUUGUUGGUAAAAAAAUGGAUAUACCAAAAGCUGGGAAGCACAAGCAUGAUAAAGCCAAAAAGAAGCAGAACUCCACCUCCAUUCAAAGAAGGACCAAAUCUGGACUUAAGAAAACGUUAGCAGGCAAUCAACAAGCACUGGAACCAAAAAACAACCAAUUCGACACCUUACUCAUGUUUCCUGCACCCGUUCUUGAGCCACGCAGGCGAAGAAUGGCCUCUCUUAACGCUGAGGCGGUCAACAGCUUGCUGCUCUACAAAGACGACUCUCUCAUCUCAAAUCUCACAAAGAAACGGCAGCCUUCUAAUGAAGGUCAAGCGGCAGAUAGUGGCUCUAAAGUUGAGCACAGAGGUUGUGAAACCAAAAAGGUUCCUCCAGGAGGGAAAGCAGACCCGAAAGAAAGACCUAAAAAACAAAGGCGGUCAGCGGUGGAGGCUCAGGAAAUUGACUGGUUGGCUUUGUUUGCGCCAACGCCUCGGCGUCAGGCGGGCCUCACCGCUGCGACGCUUCUCAAACUCACCGGUGCCGCCUACGGAACCAAGCGGCACAAGAAAACUGAGUCCAAGUCUGAGAGUAAAAGUGAGGCAGCUGCCACGACUCACAGUGAGAUUAACUCUAAGCCAGUGUGUGGAGGAUCAACGCUGACCAAAAAAGAAACACAUCCCAAACAAGAGGACCAACUAAAGCACAGAACACAGGGUACAGAGGAUCCAGAUCAUUCCCAGCUGGGCUCUACCGUGAAGGGUUGUUGUAGUUUGUGUAAAAGUGAAUCUCAGGAUCCAGAGUGGAAGGCCAACACAGGAGGAAAGGAGUGUCUCAAACACCCACUCCAUUGUGGGUCUUCACUUGGAUUCUCCUUGAAAACAAUCAAAGAGGAGCAGGUGGAGAGUGAGGUGUCUUCCUGCUACUGCUGCACCCAGGAGAGGUGUGUCGAGUACUGUCACAGAAUGGCCCUUUUCCUGGAGGACAAAACUUUCAAGGAACCAGAGGACGGCUCCGUGUCCGAGGUGUUCCACCACCACCAUCACCACCACCAUCAUCAUCACCACCAUCUUCAGUCCCCUCACCCAGCAUCCAUAACCAUAAGCCCACACAGGUACACUUGCUUCCCAGGCUACUAUGUCCACUUUAGCCACCCAGACUCCUCCCCUUCUUCGAUUCCACCCCUUGCUUUGUGCUCCAGGAGUGGCAAGAGGCCCAAGCUGCUCCCCAGCAGGGGUUCGCAGCCCUCAGGGAUUACACACCCGGUGUACUGCUGCACCUCGGUGGAGGCGUGCUACACAGAGCCCUCCAGGAUCAAUGGCUACCCGGCCUACACCAAUUUGAUUCCAGCCAUCACCAGAGGAGGGCGCUCCUUCAGCUCAACAGACUGCACCAAAUGUAACCACGGCAUCAAAAGAGAAGACUACCCAUCAACACUCGGCGACCAUCACAGCCCCUCCUCCAUCCCCAUCUGUCCCAGUCCCCGGACCCUCACUGGCUGCCCCAUUUCCAACGUGCCUCCAGCCGGCCAAUCAGUGCCCCACACCCAGACUCCGCUUUCCGAUCCCAGCCAACCGCAGCCUCCUCUGCAGGUGGCAAAGGAGUGUCCCCAGAGUGCCAAGUCGCCCAGCGGGUCCAGGUCUGGCACGCGCGGGACCGGCAGCAUCGGCUCGGCUGACUGCCCUCUCAACAGGGACAAGAAACAGAAGCUCGGCCCUGCCAGCGUCGGAGGGCGGACUGUUGCCAAGCAGCCGAAGAAUGGACGCCAAAAAACCACCAACGGCUGGCGGCCAGUCGGCGCGCCCUAUCAGAGGGAAGUUUUCUCUGUGGGAGAGGAGGCGAUGGUUUUAAGGACAUGUUAUGAGGGAGUGGAGAGGGACGGGGAGCUGAUUUGUGUCAGAGACGCCGUUCUCCUGAAGUCUGGACCGAGGAAGAAGACUCUGCCUUACGUGGCCAAGAUCUCAGCUCUGUGGAUGGAGCCAGAGACCGGAGAGCUGAUGAUGAGUUUGUUUUGGUACUACCGUCCGGAACACACACAGGGGGGACGAAACCCAAAUGUACAUUGUGAGAAUGAGAUCUUCGCGUCUCGUCACCAGGAUGUGAACAGCGUGGCCUGUAUUGAAGACAAAUGCUACGUCCUAACAUUGGCACAGUACUGCCGAUUUUGUGCCUUGGUAAAACGCCGUAGGGAGGGUGUACGUGACAGCGCCGCCUCCCUCCUGGUGCCACCCAUCGUUGGUAAUGCCAUGCCCACCCACCACUGUGUGCCCGAUGAUGUCGACCCAGAGCUGGUGUAUUUCUGUCGACACGUCUAUGACUUUCGCUACGGACGCCUCCUCAAAAACCUGCAGUAGCAUCUGACAGGACAUGACACAGAUUACGAUGGGAUGUGAGAUGAUGUUACUCCGGUUACAUCCUCCACAACUUCAAUUAACUACAAACCGAUCUGCUGCCUGUGUGAGAGGAACUGGACGUUUAUGAUGAAGGAUUUAUAGAUCAACUCAUUUUUUUGUUUGGAAUUCGUUUUUCACACUUCCAUGCCACACAUUUAUUUAGUGAGAGUAACGGUCUGACAUAUUGUGAAAGGAUUGCUAUGGCUGUGUAAAUGGAUUGUGUCAUACAUGGCUCUCUGGUGUCGUAGCAGCUGUGUGAAAAACCUUGAACCUACUCUGCUGUAGAAAACGCUACUGUAGCUCUUAGAAAUGUGACAUUUGAUAGAUAUGAACAGAGGUUGAUGUUACAUGUUGAUUACGUCACUGUUUGAGUGACAGAUUUCAGAUGCAUAAUGUGUCACAAUGAAAUGUUAUGGUUGAAGAAAAAUUUGAGGUAUAUAGGUAUUGCGCCCCUUUGGUCAUUUAGAAGAGAAGACGGACGAAAAUGUCUCAGUGGCUGAGGACAUCAUCACAUUUAUUAUAAUAUUUCUCUCAAAUUUUCAGUAGUAAGACGUUUGGCAUUUGGAGAAUUUCACUUCCUUGCCCUGAGUAAGAUGAGAAGAUCAAUACCACUCCCAUGUCUGUACCAUAAAUAUGAAGCCACUACCAGCUGUUUGGUUAGCUUAGCUUAGCAUAAAGACUGGAAAAGGUGGAAAGCUAGCCUUGGUAUUGACUGAAUCAAGAAAGAUGUUUCCCUAGGCUAGCUGUUGUCUAUUGGCUUUGGACUGGGCAAGGCUAGUCGUUUCCUUUUGUUUCCAUACUUAAUGCUAUGCUAUGCUAACUCGCCGCCGACUCCAGUUUAGAAAUCUUCUGAAACCUUUUUCUUUUUUUCUGAUAUUGAUUUGGAUAAUUAGACUUUGAGAAUUUGACAGAACCUAGAACCACUUUGAAACUAGUCUGGUAACAAACACAAUAUUGGUGGAAAACACUGACAAGUUGACAUUUUUUUGCUAGUUUUGACUUAGAGUUGGAGACAGCAUAGAAUGUACUGUGUUAUGUUUAUGUCACCUGACACCAGUUGAUUUUUGAGUGAGAUAAUUGGACAUGGUAUAUAGAGUUGAUUUUUGAAUAGCUGAUAUCCAAUACCCCUUUUUUAUAGCAGUAUUGGAGGCCGAUCCUGAUACCAAAUCCACUCCAGUUCCAUGUUAAUCAGACAGAGCGCUAUUGGUCAUCUCAUCAGAAUCUUGAAAGUUAAGCAAAUAAGCAAACCCAUCUUAUAUUAUUGAAUAGCCAUUUGAAGCAUACUGUGGUGGAAUAGAUCCUGAACACAGUGCUUAGAUCAGAAAGAUGAAAUUCAUUUUUUUUUUUUAAACCACUCUCAUUAAUAACACGGAAGACUAUGAAAUGUAGAAAUUCUUUAGUUACACCUCUUGUGGGUUUCUCGGAUAAUUUCAGCUUUCAUGUUAUAUUUGUUGCUCUAAAAAUCAGCAUCUGUGGGGAUGUUUUUAAUGUACAACAGAAGCGCACUCUACAAAGAAAGCACAGUUCAGUCUGCUUGAUGUCGCAGUGUGGAGAUGUCCAGUUGCAUUGAGGGGAUUUUUGUUAUGCCAAUUAUUGAGAGUAUUUUACUUUUGUCAAAAGCUGUUUGCCAGAUGUGUGAUUUGACUCUGGUCUUAGCUGACUGUAUAUUUGCUUUUAUUUUCCUGGAUGAGUGUCUGUUUUUAGCAGAUGGCAUCAGUUAGUCACUUAUAUUCUUGUUUGUUCACCGAUGAGAUGGUGAGUAAUGUAUUGAGUGUAGCAUUUAGAUCAGUGAUGAUGAUUCAUUCCUACGUUUGAGAGAAGAUAAGUAUUUAUUUCUGUACUGAGAUGAAAACAUAAUUUAUUUUCAAAAGAUGAUUUUAAAGAAUAGAGUUUUAGAUGAGUGGCGUUCAUUCCUAAAUUUAAAGGUUAAAAAUGUAUCUCCUUUUAGCUACACUGUCUCAGAUGAAAGUGUGAGUCAUUUGCAAUAGUAUUUCUGUGACUGAUAGAGCGUGCUUACCCAAUUCAGACCCACUCAAUGCUGUAUUAAGAUCUUGAAAUCCUCAAGAUGGAUUUGAGGAUUUGGAGUAUUUUGAGGAAUCUCAGUUACAUUUUGACGGACACCUGUGAACAUGUGAACAGAGAUGCUUAACCUGCAGGACCAAAAUGUACCUUCACCCUUCCCAGCUUCCUGUCAUUAUCCUUUCAAUUCUCUUCAGAUGAUGAUGCUUUGCCUCUAUACCUUUAAAUGCUGAAUGCUAUAAUGAUUUAAACUCACCUUGCCACAAGCCUGUGCCCUUUAUCUUGCUGCCUUAGAGAACAUUCCCAGCCUUUCAUUUAGAAAUGUGUACCAAUACAGCCUGGGGAAAUGAAGCUUUUUAGUCUGCUGAUUGUGAUUCCUAAAUGCUUGAGAUGCCUCUCAGUUUCAUCACCUUCAUGUGAUCUUAUGGGAUCUGGAAGGCAACACAAUCAUUUUGACCAAGGUCUGUACACGUUAGCUAGAAAUGUUAAAGAUCUUUAUUAUACAACUCAAAGCAUUCGACAGUCUGUGAGAAACGGCAGUUUACUUUACUGUUAAGAGUUAAACAAGCAGAUUGAUAACGUUGUGAUAUACAGUGUGACGCAACAGCUAGCUCCAGGUUAGAUUAGCUUAGCAUAAGGACGGCAAGCGGUAACAGCAAGCAUAGCUCUGACUGAAAACAAAAAAACUUUUACCUUCCAGAACCUUUACAAGUAAAAAAGAAAAACACAUUUAAAAAGUAGCAACUUACAACAGCUGUUGCUCUCGGUCUCUUAGUCUUUAUGCUAAGCUAAGCUAAUUGUCUGCUGUCAUUUAAAAAAAAGUUAUUGAUGUACUUACCAAAAUAUUGAGUUGCAUAAAAUAUAAAAUCAUUAUCCUCCGAUUAAGUGUCCACCUGAAUACUGAUGUUUCAAACUUUUAUCUUUUUCUUUGCCAAAAUGUACCUGACACCACAAUCUUGCAGUGCUCCAAGGAGGUUGGCUUCAGAAAAAUUGAGAUGGUGCCCUUAACCACAUUUUGGUCGAAUGACAAGAUACUCAAUAAUGUUGCUAUUUGGAUGGACAGUAAAAAGAAGUAAUGAUUGAAGCAGUACUUAAGAUGUUUAGGACCUUCAAACUACUGAGAUCCACUUCACAAGCACAAUGGUGAAAACCUUGUUGUUAAAACAUAGACUUGGGGUGGAAUUUCAUACGAAACUGAUCACAUCCUGCCUACUUCUGCCCUACGCCCCUUUAUAAAGGGAGCUGUGACUUUAUGUUUAAGCCUAGAAAAAAACAGAAUUCACAGUUUACUAAGAAUUCAUAUUUGACUUUAAAAAAAAAAAGAAAAAUAGACCCUGCCUUUUCAUCCUGCUUUUUUUUAAACCAACCAAAGGCAAUUUGUACCAGAUAAACAAUUUUCUGACAGAAUCAUUUCUGCAAAUGAUUGUCAAGAAACGGCAGUAAAGCCCACACAGCACAAUAAAAUAAAGCAGAAUAUGGAAUAGGUACAUUUGCUAUGAUUUGGUUCUGAAAUUGAAAACCCCAGUGGGUGUUUACACGGUACAGAUUAUGGCUUCAGGAACCCUUCAGCAGACUAAUUAUGUUUAAUCAAGAUGUGUGAUAAUUAUGUCUUAAUUGGUCCUCUGUGCCUGUUCCCCUUAACCCGUCUUAAUUCCAAGUUUUUUCCAUGAAGAGAAGGACGAGCGGUAGCUGUCAUUUUUACCCACCUUCCAAAUGCCUUUCCUUUUUUUUUUUCUCAGAUGACACCAUUCUUAUCUGUAAUCACCACAAAGAAAUGUUUGCACCAAAAAGUGACAGGGUAGGUAGGAGUAUUUGAAGAAGUAUUUCAUUAUCCCCAAGGUGUACAAAAACCUAAACUCUGGUUCUUCUGAUGUGAAUUUCUGUUCAUAUUCUUUGCAUGGCAUUUUUGGAAAUAUCUUGGAAAUAUUAAUCACAGCACAGAAUAUUUGUAUGGUUUCAAAUUGACCUCUGUAAUAUAAGAAAAAUAUUUAAUUGUAAUAAAUAAUAUAUGAGUUUGA